Trichobilharzia szidati is the source of this 390-nucleotide messenger RNA. NCBI's taxonomy places the organism in Eukaryota, Metazoa, Platyhelminthes, Trematoda, Strigeidida, Schistosomatidae. The record is from the annotation of a GenBank genome assembly.
AUGUGUUAUACAUGUAUCAAUGCACGUUUAUUUGUUGUAUCAGCUUUGGGAUACUCCCCAUAUCCUUUCAAUUAUCCAACUCAUAUGCAUACUAUGACAAGAGAAUUAAGAGAAAGACUUUCUAAAAUGCAACUUGGAGGAGGAAGUGGUCUCAAGUCAGUUCCUAUACCGACAACUACACUUGAUAAACCAGAUCAAAGACUAUCUAAAUUUGCAUCACAAGAAGAAGUUGCUGAAUGGUUAGUGGCUCAUCAAUUCUCACCAAAAACUAUAUCUGCCUUGAAAGGAUUCAAUGGAAUGGAUCUUUAUACAAUGAAUCGAACUCAACUAGAACAGCAUGUUGGACCCGAACGAUGUGAUGAACUCUUUUAUGCAUUCCGUGGCACUUAA